This is a messenger RNA of Westerdykella ornata, 2023 nucleotides long. Its product is annotated as amidase. The record is from RefSeq and is a predicted model, not a curated record. The transcript has 4 exons. NCBI's taxonomy places the organism in Eukaryota, Fungi, Ascomycota, Dothideomycetes, Pleosporales, Sporormiaceae. The coding region runs from base 289 to 1977 and encodes 562 amino acids.
CUCAACCCUUAUAGACCGGAAGAAGUUCCAUAGACCUGGUAUGCAAUUGUGAUCUUUCUGAACUUGGAGUGCGUCGUCAUAUGAGUAUAGAGUUCGGUGAAGUUCAGGAGAACCCACAAGACGUGCAAGUGCUCCCCCUUGUGUGAUUAUUAAUCAAGGGCUCGAUGCUCGCGCCUUUCCAAAAUGACUCCCUGCCUAUGCAUGAUCGCGCCAGGAGUGGCUCUGACUCCCCAGUAUAAGGUUUCAAUUGAGACAUAGUCCCGCCAUCUUCUCACUCAAACACCAACCAUGGCUCAGACCUGGGAAGAACGUGCGAAAGAGAAGCGCGAAGCGAUCCUCGCAGCUAUACCUCAAGAAUGGCGUAUCCGAAAUCCGCCGAACGAUGAACAGGUCGAUGUAACUGGAAACUUCAUUCAGCAAUUCCUCACGAAAAGGGAGAUAGAAAUCACAGAGACGACAGCAGAUGAGAUAGUCAGGUAUACUGUCUCUGGUCGAUGGAGCGCCGAAGAAGUAACACGUGCUUUUUGCCAUAGAGCGGCUUUGGCCCAUCAAUUGACAAACUGCCUCCAUGAGAUUUUCUUCGAUGCCGCCAUCAACGAUGCUAAAGCGGCAGAUGCCUAUUUUUCCCAACACAAAAAGCCCCUCGGUCCGCUGCAUGGCCUCCCGGUCAGCCUGAAAGACCAAUUCCACGUCAGAGGCGUUGAAACCACUAUGGGCUAUGUGGGGUGGAUCGGCACCUUUGAAGGGCGCACCGGAACCGGCAAGGAAAAGCGGUUCGAAAGCGAAAUGGUCCGCGAAUUGCGUGCUUCAGGUGCAAUUCUGUACUGCAAAACUGCGGUGCCGCAUACGCUCAUGGCUGGUGAGACUAUCAAUAACAUCAUCGGAUAUACCUGGAAUCCGAAAAACAGAAACUUGGCCGCUGGAGGUUCGUCGGGUGGUGAGGGCGCGUUAAUAGGAUUGAGAGGCUCGCCGGUGGGUUUGGGAACUGACAUUGGGGCCUCAAUCAGGGCUCCGAGUUCUUUCAAUGGAUUGUAUGGGUUGCGACCUUCGACGGGACGGCUGCCAUAUGAGGGUAUGGCGAACUCCAUGGAUGGGCAAAACUCCGUACUCUCGGUCGUGGGCCCUAUGGCUACGAGCGUGGCGUCGCUACGUCUGAUCACAAAGGCGAUUCUAGCGCAGAAGCCGUGGCUGCAUGAUCCUUUGGUGCAUGAGCUGCCAUGGCGAUACGAGCAAGAGAGGGAGAUCCUGGAGUUGACAGGCGCAAUCGGGGAUGCAAGCAAAGUUGGGAAGCUAUCGUUUGGUAUCCUCUGGAGCGACGGCCACGUCAGCCCGCAACCUCCUGUCCGCCGCGCCUUGCACAUCGUCGUCAGCGCCCUUCAGAGCCAAGGCCACGAGGUCAUUGAUUGGACACCUCCGAGCCACAAAGACCUCGUCGACGGCAUUAUGGAGGCCUUCACCUUCGACGGCGGGGCAGAUAUCAGAGGCGCCUUCUCCCUUUCCGGCGAGAAACCUUCCGACCAGGUGGCGUUCUUCGCCCAACCAGGAAAAGAAUUUUCAGCGAGCGAGAUUGCGGCGACGAAUGUGCGACUCCGCCAGCUGAGGAAGAAUUACACGGACUACUGGAAUAGUACCGUGAAGUUGACGACAACGGGACGCCCUGUAGACGCAUUGAUAUGCCCCGUGGCUCCGUUCCCGGCGGCACGGCCCAAAGGUUACUUGUACUAUGGGUAUACCGGUUUCGUGAACGUGCUGGAUUAUACGAGCGUGGCUUUGCCUGUCACGAACGUGGACAAGACCGUUGAUGUAGCAGACGAUGGGUAUCAGCCAAUUAAUGGACUCGAUAAGACGGUACAAGAGCUUUAUGAUCCAGAUAUCUAUGACGGUGCCCAUGUUGGCGUCCAGUUGGUCGGUAGGAGGUUGCAGGAGGAGAAGAUCCUGGCGCUUGCAGAAUACAUCGGAAAGAUACUCGGAAAGUAGACAUGGCUUUAGCAGGCCUCUGAGGGGAUCAGAGACAGAGGGCUCC